UACUAUUGAACGUCUGUAUAAAAGACAGCCGUUCUGGGUUGUUCUAUUAUACCUUUUGGGACCUGGAUGCAAGUAGGUGUGGUGACAAUAAGUACAGUGUGUUCUCAUAUUUGAUUUUACCUAUCUUCAGUUGAUUUUGGGUGAAAAAUGUCGACUCCUUACAAAGGCAAAGGACGAUGCUUCGGGGAGUACAGGUGUCCGAAAUGCAAAAGGGGUUGGAUGAGUGCUAACUCCUGGGCAAAUUACGGUCAGGAGUGCACUCAGUGCAAGAUUAACGUUAUGCCUCAUAAACAGAGACCUCUCCUGAAGCCGGAUGGCUUGGACAAGAGUGAUCCGAACAAGAGACAUCCACAAGAUCUCUGCCAAAAAUGCAAAGCUCUGGGAAGAUAUUGCGGAAACACCUAUUACUAAACUAGAGAGUAUUUUUUGCUAGGGUUUUUUUUUUAUCUGAACGUGUCAGACCGUUAUUUUGUAUUUCACUAAGGAAAUUUUGCAAUUAAGGGUAGAAUGAUCGUUAGUUCGUUUGGUUUAAACGCACCCUUACUCUUACGGUGUAAUCGGAAACCAGUUGUUGUUAUUCAUAAUUAUAGGUAUUAAGUAAGUUUUUAUCUCCAAACAUUUUGAAAGGGCUGCUUACAUGGAUUUUUCAAAAUUUUCCAAUUCAGAAACCCCUUCAUUCACCAUUUGUUAUAACGAAAGCGGAGAAAGUGCAAAUUACGGGUUUAUAAGUGUUAAAUUAAAAUAAUAUUGUCUAAGUAUUAAAUAAACUAACGAAUUGCAGCAAGUUUUAACACUUAUAAAAUAAUUGCUCUCAGUCCUCCAAAAAAGAAAACGAAUUGUGGGUAGGUACAAUAAUUUUUAGUAAUAACACAUGUGUCAAA
Helicoverpa zea (corn earworm) is the source of this 881-nucleotide messenger RNA. RefSeq names its product zinc finger CCHC domain-containing protein 24-like. The transcript is spliced from 3 exons. Bases 148 to 411 code for a protein of 87 amino acids. NCBI's taxonomy places the organism in Eukaryota, Metazoa, Arthropoda, Insecta, Lepidoptera, Noctuidae. The record is from RefSeq and is a predicted model, not a curated record.